Messenger RNA from Manduca sexta (tobacco hornworm), 1417 nucleotides. Its product is annotated as 7,8-dihydro-8-oxoguanine triphosphatase. Gene Ontology annotation, molecular function: 8-oxo-7,8-dihydroguanosine triphosphate pyrophosphatase activity. The coding region runs from base 122 to 625 and encodes 167 amino acids. Lineage: Eukaryota; Metazoa; Arthropoda; Insecta; Lepidoptera; Sphingidae. The transcript has a single exon. Gene Ontology annotation, biological process: DNA protection. The record is from RefSeq and is a predicted model, not a curated record.
AAUUGAGUAAUUGACAUUGUGACUUUGACAUUGAAGUCAAUUUCAAAAUAUUUUCGCUCGCAUUUAUUGAAAUUUGUGAAGCAAUUAGAUAACUAAAAGUACUAUUAAUAAACUCUAAACUAUGCUUCUGAAAAAAGUAUACACUUUAGUUUUCAUAAGAAACGACACAAAGAUAUUACUUGGGUGGAAAAAACGCGGUUUUGGUGUGAACCAGUGGAACGGUUUUGGCGGAAAAUUGGAGCCAAACGAGACUAUACAAGAGGCUGCAGUUCGUGAACUGAAAGAAGAAUGUUGUCUUAGCGUCAAAACAGCCGAUUUACGCAAUAUCGGACACUUGGAGUUCACUUUUGAGGACGAUCCUGUAAUGAUGGAUGUGCGAGUAUUCUCUACCAAUAUGUAUGAGGGAGUCCCAAAGGAAACAGAAGAAAUGUGCCCAAAAUGGUUCGAUUUAGAUCGCAUACCGUUCGACGACAUGUGGCCGGACGAUAAAUUCUGGUUCCCGUACAUGUUGAAAAAUAAAUUGUUUUAUGCAAAAUUUCAUUACAAAGGCUUUGAUACCAUCUUGCAUUACAAUAUAGAGGAAUUGGAGUCUAUGGAGGAUUUCUAUGCUAAGAAAAGUACCUAAUUGAUUACUUUAUGUAAUUACUGGUGUAUUUUCAUUAUGCAGCUGUUUGGUUUGAAUAAUGUUUCAGUUCCUCAGUACAAUCUGAUCCAUAUUAUAAUUUCUGAAUAGCAAUUUUCCAUUUUGUAUUAAGCUUACUACUCUGUCUUCUCUUUAGUUUGAUAAUACAACUCGAGUAUCUGAAAAAAAUCUGUUGUAUUAAAACUAUGUGUAAAAUUAUUAAUACUUUCACAGUUUUUUCCUUAAACUAAAACAUUUUUAGGUUUUGAAUGUUAACAGUUAGCCAAAACAUCUAUUUACAAGCCUGCAAUAUGACUCGUGGACAUAAUAAACUAUUUUAAAACAAUAUUAUGUCCAAAAUAUUUUUAUGUUGGUCUUAAGUAUUUGUAUAAUUGUGAAGAUGUUUGAUUUUGAUCUUGUUCCACUAGAAAUAUUUACAUGUUAACAAUAUGUCUGUUACUCUGAUUGACACAUUAGAUAUAACUAGCUCUUAUGACCUUUCAAAGUAUUUGGAAUAGUAUGUAGGAUUGGUCACUAUUGUAAACUUUUGCCAUUGUUUGUUGAUGUUUUAUAUUCUAGACUAGAUUAGACUAACAGGCUGUGGUAGUUAAGAUUACUAGAAUUAAGUAUAAUGUCAGUCAUACUGAAUUAGGUAUAAUGCAGGUUUGCAUGCACAUUAUUUUUUAUAAGUUUUGUCUGCCUCAAAAAGUUCUCCAAGGCUGUUGAGAUUAUUUUUUAUGUGUAUUUAAUUUUAUAAUCUGAUUUACCUGAAUUAAAUACUUAAAGUACAAUUUA